This is a messenger RNA of Hibiscus syriacus, 481 nucleotides long. Its product is annotated as zinc finger SWIM domain-containing protein 7-like. The coding region runs from base 36 to 434 and encodes 132 amino acids. Gene Ontology annotation, biological process: double-strand break repair via homologous recombination. The record is from RefSeq and is a predicted model, not a curated record. Gene Ontology annotation, molecular function: zinc ion binding. Lineage: Eukaryota; Viridiplantae; Streptophyta; Magnoliopsida; Malvales; Malvaceae. The transcript is spliced from 5 exons. Gene Ontology annotation, cellular component: Shu complex.
CGCUUCUGUUUUAUCUUCUCGGACCCAAGAAAACAAUGAGUGCAAGCCAUUUGGUUGCCGAAUCCGUGUGGAAAACAAUUGAGUCAACUCAAUCAGUAAACGAGGAGCAGCUAUCAAUCUUGCAUUUCUUGUUUGGUAAAAACUUUGAGAGAGCAAUCAGGAUAAUGGAUCAAAGGGGAGUGAAGAAAAUCUCUGGUGAACCCAGUGAUCGUUCUAUCUUUCAGGUUGUUGGAGAAUCUAGAAGAAAGGAGGAGUAUUUAUGUUUUGCUGAAAACUAUUGUGCUUGUUAUUCAUUCUUUUAUGAUAUAAUUAACAGAGGAGAACAGCUUUGUUGUAAGCAUCAAUUGGCUGCAAGGCUUGCUGGAUCAUUGGGAGCUUGUGUUGAAGUUAAAGUGUCCGAUGAACAGCUAGCAGUAUUGCUUUCAGAACUCUAAAAAUCUUUGUAAUGGAAGAAAAUGGUGGAAAAAAUGAACAAAUAUUG